UACGAUACUCAUCCCGGUUGUUUUAUCGUGAUCUAAUUCACUGCUUUGUUCUGCUACAGAGCGAGUGUUCUCGCCAUUGCCUGUGGCAGAUUGACAUUAUAGAGCUUCCCUCCCCCUGCUGGGGUAGCCAGUUCAGCCGUGUAAGCAGAGGUGUGUCAACGAUAAAUGACCCUCGCUCCUGCGUUUCCUCUUUCUGCGUUCCGUCUAGUUGAACACCAAGAUUCGCUAGUUCUUUGAGUUGCAUAUCAGAUUAACGGCAUAACGUUUUUGCACCUUCAACCAACCCUGUCUUCGUUUGCUCGAGACUGACACUCUGCCACACGAUACACAAUGAAUACUAUCUUUUUCUAGGCUGUAUUCUUCGUUUUCUGCUGAUAUACCUCCUGCCGCUUGCGAUGUUGCGUGCCAGUCGCCAUCUCUUUUUGAUGCCUUCACCUCAUCUUCGUCUGCUAUGAGCUCACGACACUCGUCUUUCCCGUCUCCUGUUCCAUUUCGUCUUCCUUGCCAGCCCAUUCAGUUGUGUUUUGGUUCACAGUCGCCAGUGUCGAGGCGAUCUUGCUCUCAACAAGCAGGCGAAACCGCUGGGAAAGUUCGACCGUGUAACAGCGGGAAAACGUCCGUGUUCCCUUCCCUACCUUGUUCGCGUUGCGUCCUCUCUAACGGGACGGCAGAGGCUAUUAGAGCAGAAUGCAUCUGUCAUAGUGACACAAAUUGUCGACCCGGUUCUACAGCAAAAACGGAGGAUGGAACAAAACCGACGAAUUCAUCAGGACGGAUGACUCGCACAAAAAGACUAUCCGUAUUCGCCUGGGAGUAAUAAGGUGGGGGACUAUGCGGAUACCAGUGGUGGAUCCCAGUGAUCGCCUAUUCGGGAUACGAGUGCGCGAAGACCUACAUGGGAUUGUCAGCGUGGCUCAGUGAAGCGUGUUUGCUGGUGCCACUUGAGGGCAACUGACUGUCGGGACGUGAGAGACUAUAGGUAAACGAGGAUGCACUGUUUCUGAAAACAGUGUUGCUCUCAGGCACGCAGUGUAUUCUUCCAAUUUCAGAUGGGAACUAGACGGAGACGGCGAAUCUGAAGUGCACUAGCCCUUUCUUCGAGCAGUAGCUUAAUCGCAACGGCCCGGUAACCACAGCGCCUCAGGGGCGCCAGACGGAACUGAAGCCAGGUUUUAACUCGAACGUGAAUAAUGUUACCGUCUCGUUCGGCUUCCGUGGAGGCUGCGCGAAAUGCGCUGGUGGGUGAAAUGAAGGAAGGGGAAGCCCCGAUUCAUUGUUCCCUGAGACGGGUGGGCAGCUGCGUCGAAGACAUGCUUGAAACUGAGGAAGUCCACGGGGUCCUUUGUUCUAAACCUCCUGUCAGAGAACAGCCAACUCUUGGCUACCUAAUAACAGGGAUGUUAGGAGACAAAAUAGAGGAAAACAGGCGCGAGUCGCGUUAUCCUGGUUGUGAAAGCACCGAAUCAUCGUGUAGCCCAUCGGUUGUGCAACAUCAGUGCCGUCGCGCGUGGCAUAAAGAAGAACAUUCAAAUCCGACCAACAGCGAAAGCGAGGAGAGAACAAGAUGUCCGUUCCCUGAGGGGCACAAUGUUUCUGAUUUUGGACAUGCUUCAAAAAACGAGGGCCAGCAUGGAUGCCGAGAUGAAAAACGAGAAGACAGGCAUGUAGCAGAAGAUCAGCGAGGGAGAGCAGGAAAUUUGCGUUUUUCUUCAGACAGAGAUGAACGCGAAUGUCCUUUGUCCGCAGUGCAGCCGGGGACUCUCAUGUCACAUCUUGAAGCGGAAGGGGAAGCAAUAAAAUAUGUAGAGGAUAUAGGCACCAAUGAAGGAUGUGGGCUUUUGACAAUCGAUCAAGGAAAACAAGAAUGUGGUGUUUGUGCCCCCCUGUCACGUAAGGACGGUUUCGGGUUUCUUGCGGCCACGGACUGGCUGUCCCACGACGGAAGAGAAAGGAAAGAAGACAGGAGGGACGAAGGUGCAUCAAGGGGGACCGACGGCAGGGGAGUAGCGCAAAAGCUGAGAACAAGUAAAGAAGACGAAAAGCGGAUCGAGAGCAGUGCAGACCAUGUGGUGCGACAAACGACUCAUGAGGUGACAAAAACGCGAAAAAAGGACUGUACAGCAAAAGAAGAAGAUAAUCUUUUGACACGCAUGAGGAACCACGGCGACUUGCCACAGAACACAGAGACAUCGGGAAACAGAGGGCUCAGCACAGACACAGAAGAGUGGCAUAACAUACCAGACCAAAGACUUCGACAGGGCGAGGACAAGGCGAGCAGGUGCAGUGACAAGGGAUGUGUAGAAUCCUGCAAGAGGGAAACCUGGCCUUCAUUGGGUGCGAACGUUUGCGGCCAGAAGGAAGGAGAUACAGGAGAGGGCACUCGAGAAACACAAACAGGCCUGGCUGGGGGAAACCCAGCAUUCGUGUCCGGCGACGACAGCUUACAUGUAAAUUGCAGCAACCCCGAACGCCAGGAACGACGACAAGAAGAAGCACUUGAAGAAGAAUCAGGCGACGAAGACGAACAAGAACGACAUGGCCACGGGGGGAACGAACAAACAGACAACAGACGGGAAGAUGGACAGAGGAACGGCCUAGUCCAGAGAAAGAGAAGGGAAGCAACUGAAAGAGGAAAAACGGAACACGUGUGCUUGACGAGAAGAAGCAGUACUCGCUUGCAGAUGCCAGGUCAACGGAAAACUGGAUCGCGAGUUCAUGAUAUAUAUAGCGCGAUUUCCUCUGCAGUGGCUCAUCACCCAACGGCGUCGCUGGCAGCUGCUGGCCGUGGCGAACUUCCUCCUCCGCCCCGCCAGGCUUUUUCGCGAGACUUGGGAGGAGCUCCGAUUCACUGUAGUUCGCUGUUUCGAUCGUGUGCAGGCGGCAGCAGGAAGAUAGUGAAAGAAGGGGAGUGUGUGCCCGACCCUCGAGCGCGUCCCCUCAGAUGCUUCCCUCAUCUGUCGUGCCUUCAUCGGCCACCCAAAGAAGACGCCGUGCGAUUUCGACAGAGUGAAGCAGACGAAGGACAAUCGGGCUGUACACCCUGGCCGUCGGCAUCAUGUUGUGCCUCUGCAUCUGCUCCAGCAGACUCCUCUUUGUCUGCCGGCCUCCUUCCGUCGUCUCGUUCUGCGAGUCCGUCUCAGAUGUCAGAGAAUGGAGCAGUGAACCUCUGGGGAGAAGCAGGGCGUUUCCAUGCCCGUAGAUGUGUCUUUGACGACGGGAGCGAAGGCCAACAGGCCUCUGGGCCCCUUUUUCUGCCUUCCAGUUCACCUCAGGAAAAAGCAAGAAACUCGAUGCGUUAUGUCCCCAAGAAGAGCCCACCCCCCGUAGAUGUGGCGACGCCUUCAUAUGAUCCCCAUGCCUCUAGUUCUGUCGUUUCAAAAGACAGAGAGACAAGCACUGGUAUCACAAGUGGGGAGGCAGGUUACAACAGUGUCACACACAAACAUGAAGUUGGAGGAAGGAGACUGAGUGAGAGUGCCGGAACCCAACACAUGCCAUCACCAGCUUCUGUUGGUGGCAUCAACAUGAAACCUCCUGCAUUAUUGUUUUCUCGACGCCUAAGAGAGGCAAAAAGUGCCUCUGACGAGACCGGGAAGGCGCAGAUCUUGGAGGAGCGAGAAACCGUGACUCCGACCCAGACGCUCCACGAAUCGCGGGUCGCAGACGUCGUCUCUUCUGCUCUUGUCACUUCGUCUUCUGAUUUCUCUUCUCCCUCGAUGUUGACACCUGCUGCUACCCCGGACCGUGAACAAUUGCCACUGGACGUUGAUGCGAAAACUGGAAAUUCGCCCUGUAAUUUGAACAGGUUCCUGAAAGAUGAACAUUCAUGUACCCGCUCACCUGUCUCGUGUGUUGGCUUUUGUGUCCCCGUCCCACACGUAGCCCGAGAAACGAGGGACAUCGAAGACGGCCACACAGAAACGGGGGGGAAACCAGAGACAGUGCCAAAGGAGCGACUUGGUUCUGGUCACUCGGGGCGCGUGCCUCAAAGUGAAGAUGGCCUUUCCGGUUGUGUUACACUGCCCGGAGAUGGCAGGGCGAGGUCUGCGAGUGAGACGUGGACAACGGCAUCGAGUCGGCGAGAGAGACGAACGUUAAUGAUAGGCUCCCCUCCAUUUGCACCGGAUGAAGAGGAAGAACCUGAUGAUGAACGAGAUGUUCUGUUAGAUCUGCUCCACUUUACCUCGAAGCGGCGGUUCCUAAUGGACGAAGCAGAAGCGAUUGCACAGGCUCGUCUGUCGCUCCGAAAGAUGAAGAGGGAGUUACCGUUUCUGAUGCGAAAAAUUCUCGAAGAACGAAGAACAGAAAACGAAAGAGACGAAGCAAAAUGCCGUUUUCUACGUGAGUCGUCUAUGCGAAUGAAGGGGACAGAAGAUAAAGCAGACAGACGAACUACAGUGCUAAGGCCGCUGGACAAGGAAGGGAAACGAGAUGUUCCCUCUGUGGGGGCAACGACACUUCAGAGCGCUAGUGGAUCCUGCUCUCAGUCAGUGUCACCUGAGCACGAGAAGGCUGCGGAAUAUGAGGGAAUAACAGAGAUGAAGGGGAGCAAAGAACGUAUAGUGCCGCCUAUCUCUCCUUAUCCACGCUGGCCUGAUGCAGACGUCGACACUCCUUUGCAGCCGAAGCUGAAAGGGCAAGACGAGGGUGAAGGAAAUACGGGUGUUCGGUGGUUUGACCGAGGCGACUGGUGGAGAUCAGUCUCCGUUCCAUGCGAUUCGUUCUCCUCUGUCCCGGGCAUCUGUUCUUCUCGUUCCUCGUUUUCUACUCGUUUGCCUCCUCCCUGCUCCUCUACUUAUUCGUCCUUGCUCUCUCUUGGAGAGAGGGCAAGGAUUCCAAAACAGAGGAUUCGGAUCGUUCAGGACGACCAUGUGAUUGAUAAAACGCCGAACAGGGAGAUUCAGCUGCGCCGAGCAUUCUGCAGUCUACUUGUUGGAUAUGGCAAAUGGGAGGCAGCGCACAGCUUGAGCGUGGAUGAAGUUGAAGAAAUCCUUUGCUUUGCCCUCCCUUCCCUUUCCAGACGAGAAAUCGCCGACUUCCUAAGCACAAAUCUUCCAAACCCGCCACCUCGUACGGUGACGCCUGCGGACCUGCAGUUGGCUUCCCUUCUGCCUUCGCUCUUCGCUAUGAAAGAUGGAGAAUUCAGAGCAGCAAGGGAAGAAAACGAGGCAGAAACCGUACUUGUGGAGGAGCGCCUGCGGUCGACCUGUGCCAUCUUCCGGCAGCGGUUCAUCAAGAUGCUCUCUUGGCGCCUAAAUUACCAGAACAUACUUAGCCUUCAUGUAAACUUCACCGAUUUUUGUGACCUGUGCAGAUCCAGAAGCCCGGUCUUCACGGCUGCAUGCUUUCACCUCAUGCGGCAGGAGAGUUCGAAGCUGGCUUGGCCAGUUGUAGAGGCCCUCUCUACGUAUGAAGUCCUGUACGCAGCAUGGUACGUUGCGCAGCGCGUGCUGCAUGCAGACGGGGUAUGCCCUCAAAGGCUGCUCUGUCAUCCACAUUACCGUCGUCCGUCUGCGAAAGAGGGUAUUCUUGCCUGUCAUCUCCGCCGUUUCGGUUUUCGCUCCCUCACAGUUUGUUGCUGGAAUUCGCGGGCGAAAACGCGGGAGGAAACCGCAGGUCAACCUGAGAGCGACCUUCCUAUAUCGUACAAGUUGUUUAAGCGCAGCAAACCGGACACACCGGAUACCCCAUUGACACGGUGGCGCUUCAAUCGCGCUCUACCCAAGGUAUUUGGACAGCCGGAGAAAGCGGAAGACAGAGAAACGCGAGUGGCGAAGUCUUGCACCCUUCUACAGAUUAACGGACACCCAGAUGAGUGUUCGCUUCCUUUAAAUGUGAAGCGUCAUUGGCGUACCAAUUUAGAACGCUAAUUUUGUUUGGAACCGACUCUCCAAUUUUUGAGGGUAUUCGCUGUGCAGUACGGUAGGUCCUGGAGAAGAAGUCGUACGGAAAGGAAUAGAUGACCGGUGCGGCACGAACUGUAAAUCACUGUAUACAUCAUUCCGAGCAAAGUUUACGUAUUUCACCUGGCACACCUGCCCAGAGUAUAACAUUCAAGUGCCGACUCCUUGAGUAUAGACAAGGCAGAAUGCAGUCGGAAUGAAUUCAGACAUAUAAUUCCAGACUGGACGCACGAGGAGACACUAGCCUACAAGAACAGCAUGUCAACCAUAGGCGUUGAUUAGAAGAAUUUUGAUGAACGAAGAUAAUAACAGGAUUUUUACUUAGCAGUCUCGACGUGUCGAGCACUUCUCUAUAAUACAGCGUUGUGGUGAAUACGUUGAAGACUAGCCAUCAACUAACUAGCCACAAUAUGACUGCCUUCCAAAAUGCCCCUGAGAUCGAGC
Molecule: messenger RNA, 6347 nt
Organism: Toxoplasma gondii ME49
Lineage: Eukaryota; Apicomplexa; Conoidasida; Eucoccidiorida; Sarcocystidae
Exons: 8
Coding region: 1191-5870 (1559 amino acids)
Source: RefSeq, a predicted model, not a curated record